AUGAAGCGCAGCCGUAGUCCGUCUCCACAGGGAUUCCGGGUCAAGAAGAACUCGCUGCUGCAAAAGGUGCUUGCUGAUCCCAAGAAGCAAAUGGAGAUUGCUAAUGAGAAUGCAGCUGGAGCCAAGUACGUGAUCGACGGCCCUCUGCGUCGGGUACCUCCGUACUACUAUACGUACCUGACUUUUGCGAAAGAGCGAUGGCUUAAACGCACGCUUUUGGACGUGUUCACAACUGAAUUCAGAGAUAAAGAAGAGAGCUACUACAAAAAAGCUAUUGAGACUGGGCAGGUCACUGUGAACAAGUUAGCAGCAGGCGUUGAUCAGGUUUUGAAAAACGGUGAUCUCAUCAGUCACCGCACCCAUAAACACGAACAACCGGUUUCAAGUCGACCCAUCAAAAUCGUCUAUGAAGACGACGAUAUGGUUGUGAUCGACAAGCCCGGUGGCAUCCCAGCUCACCCCACUGGUCGCUUCAACUUUAAUAGUGUUGUCCAGGCCUUAAAGUACGAACACAACCUGGAAUGCCAUCCUUGCAACCGGCUGGACCGGUUAACUAGUGGCUUGAUGUUUUUGGCAAAAAAUCCCAAAUUCGCUGAACGAAUUGGACAGCAGAUCCGUGAUAGAGAAGUCUCAAAGCAGUACUUGGCCCGGGUCGUUGGCGAGUUCCCACUGGGAACAGUUGUCUGCGAAGAGCCUGUGUCCACUGUCAAUCCUAAAGUUGCUCUUAAUAUGGUGGAUUAUAGUGAAACCGGAAAAGAAAGCAAGACAACGUUUCAGCGGGUGAGCUAUGAUGGCACAACCAGUAUUGUGAAAUGCCUGCCUCACACGGGUCGAACGCAUCAAAUUCGUGUUCAUUUGCAGUUCCUCGGUCACCCAAUUGCGAACGAUCCUGUUUAUUCAAACCCCCAGGUUUGGGGAGAGACUCUGGGCAAGCUGGCAUACAAGAAAAUGGAGGUUCCCAAUGAGAAGGUGCCCAAAGAUGGUGUUGCUGUCGAUGUCAAAGAAGUUUCAGUCCGCUUGGACUCUAUAGGCAAAACAGAACCCGCCAGAUCGUGGUGGGAUCAAUCACCUGGUGAGAGGCUCAGUGGAGGGAAGUGCGAAGUUUGCUCUUCUCCGCUAUACACCGAUCCAGGCCCCAAUGAUUUGGAUUUGUGGCUGCACGCAAUGAAGUAUGCAGCAGACGACGGCAGCUGGUCAUUUGAAACCGCUGUACCUGACUGGGCUGCCGAGACGCAUAACAAAUUCAUGGAAAUGGCUCUUCGGGAAGCCGAAAAAGCGCCCCUCGUGGACUCAGCUUUUUGUGUGGGUGCAGUUCUUGUCAAGGACGGCCAAGUGCUAGAGACAGGAUACACUCGUGAGCUGGAAGGUAACACGCACGCUGAACAGUGCGCCCUUGCAAAGUACGCCGCAAAGCACGACAGCCCAGUGCCAGAUGGUACUGUUCUAUACACCAGCAUGGAGCCAUGCUCACUACGUCUUAGCGGCAACGAGCCGUGCGUAGAUCGCAUUCUGAAAACUCCAAUCAAGACAGUCUUUGUGGGCGUGGUCGAGCCCGGCGAUUUCGUCAAGGAAAACGACGGCCAGAAAAAACUCGAAAAUGCCGGUGUUAUCUAUCUACAUAUCCCCGGUUUCGAGGACGAAGCUAUCCGCAUUGCUAAGCGCGGCCAUUCUGAUGCUAAUUCCUAA
Molecule: messenger RNA, 1686 nt
Organism: Wickerhamiella sorbophila
Lineage: Eukaryota; Fungi; Ascomycota; Dipodascomycetes; Dipodascales; Trichomonascaceae
Product: Bifunctional protein RIB2
Exons: 1
Coding region: 1-1686 (561 amino acids)
Biological process (GO): pseudouridine synthesis
Molecular function (GO): pseudouridine synthase activity; RNA binding
Source: RefSeq, a predicted model, not a curated record